UUUCUUUUCACUCAUUCUUCCAUUCCUUUCUGUCGCUCAUUGACUGAGUGCAUUCCCUUCUUUCGCGACUGGUCGCAUCUUUUCUAUACUCUUUCACUCUUGAAUCAGCAUUCAAUCAGUCUUCAAUUCAUCCGAUUCAUCUGAAUUCAAGAUGCAGCUUACUACCACCACUACCACCGCGCUGUGGACCGCUCUUCUGUCCGCCGCGUCCGUGGCCGCCCACGGCCAUGUCACCAACAUCGUCAUCAACGGCGUCUACUACGAGGGCUUCGACAUCGACGUGUUCCCCUACGAGGACGAUCCGCCGGUCGUGGUCGGCUGGACGACGCCCAACACGGGCAACGGCUACAUCCCGCCCAGCGAGUACGCUGAGCCCAACAUCAUCUGCCACGAGAACGCGACCAAUGCCAAGGGCUACGCGGUGGUGGGCGCCGGCGACAAGAUCAACAUCCAGUGGACCGCGUGGCCGGACAGCCACCACGGCCCCGUGCUAGACUACCUGGCCAACUGCGGCGACGACUGCAGCACGGUCGACAAGACGACGCUCGAGUUCUUCCGCAUCGACGGGGUGGGCCUGGUGAACGACACCGACGUUCCCGGCUACUGGGGCGACGACGAGCUCAUUGACAACGACUCCAGCUGGCUGGUCGAGAUCCCCCCGGAGCUGGCGGCGGGCAACUACGUCCUGCGCCACGAGAUCAUCGCCCUCCACAGCGCCGAGGAGCUGGACGGCGCCCAGAACUACCCGCAGUGCUUCAACCUCAAGGUCACCGGCACGGGAACCCUGAGCCCGACCGGCACUCUGGGAACAGAGCUGUACCAGUCCACCGAUCCGGGCCUGUACAUCGACAUCUACAGCACGUUGACCACCUACGAGAUGCCUGGUCCGACUCUCAUUAGCGGCGCCGUCUCCGUCUCCCAGAGCAGCUCUUCCAUCACCUCCUACGGCAAUGCCACCACCGCCGACGAUAGCUCCGCUACUGCUGCCGCCGCUGCUACCACUGCUGCUGCCGCUGUCUCGACCACUGCUGCUGCUGUCGCCGCUGCUGAUACCGCUGCCGCUGAUACCUCUGCUGCUGCAGCUGCCUCGGUCGUGUCUAUCACUGCUGCGCCCACCACCUUUGUGACUGCCACUGUUGCCAGCACCAGCGCUGCCGCCCCGGCUUCUUCUUCUGCUGCUGGUGACGAUGGCGACGACGGUGAUGACGGUGAUGAUAGUGACUGCGAUGACGGUGACGACGACGACGACGAUGACGACGAUGACGAUGAUGAUGAUGAUGAUUCUGGCGACUCCAGCGCCGACUCGUACGUUGCGUCGUCGACUGCCGCCGCCGCCGUGGCCGCAACGACCCCUGCGCCGACCACCGCGGCGGUGGCGGGCUCUAGCUCCAGCUCCGACACGCAGUCAAUGUACGGCCAGUGCGGCGGCGUCAACUGGAGCGGUGCUACGGCGUGUGCCAGCGGAGCGUCAUGCUACUCGUACAACGCGUACUACUACCAGUGCAUUGCUACGUCGUGAUACAUAGCUCCAG
Molecule: messenger RNA, 1532 nt
Organism: Penicilliopsis zonata CBS 506.65
Lineage: Eukaryota; Fungi; Ascomycota; Eurotiomycetes; Eurotiales; Aspergillaceae
Exons: 1
Coding region: 152-1519 (455 amino acids)
Biological process (GO): carbohydrate metabolic process
Cellular component (GO): extracellular region
Molecular function (GO): cellulose binding
Source: RefSeq, a predicted model, not a curated record